UUCGUUAUUGAUGUAUCAUUUUCUUACCUUACCAUUGACCUAGAUAAGCGUACAUAGUACGUAUAACAUAAACAUGUGACUUUAAGAUACAACUUAUAUAUAAGCAGUGUGGAGCAGUUACACUACUAAGAACACACGUUUACAUAAAGCGCUCUAGAGAUAUCAAAUAAUGAGCAAGGCACCCCAGAAGUACACAGUCGAAGACGGGGCGGGGAACAGCUUCGAACUUGUGGACGUGGACGGAACGCCAUUUCCAGCCUACUUCACGGACGACCCCACUAGCCGCCUCCAAGAGAUCCGCGACAUGACGGCCAGGGACGACGACAUUUUUAUUGUAGCCUACCCUAAAGCAGGCACGCAUUGGGUAUGGGAAAUGACGACCAUGUUGCUGAGGGGGACUGCCGAGUACCAUGCGUCCAUGAAGGAGGCCCAGAUGAUCGAGUUAACCGGCGCUUCAGCUGCCGCCAACAUCCCCUCGCCACGCGUCUUCAACACACAUCUUCUCUUCCGCCAGUUGCCCACAGACGCCUUUAAGAGGCGCUGUAAGAUGGUGUACGUGACGCGAAAUCCGAAAGACAUGGCUGUGUCCCGCUACUGUCACAACACUCGGGGCCAGGUCGCCUACAAGGGGACAUUCCAUGACUAUCUGCCGCUGUACAUGCAGGGGAAAGUUGCAUUCGGCUCGUGGUUCUCGUACACCCGUGACUGGGAGCAGACGAUACGUAACAAACCAGACUUCCCCAUACAUACCGUCGUUUAUGAAAAACUAAAACGAGACCCAGUGGCGGAGGUCAAGCGGCUGGCGACAUUCCUGGGUACGAAGACGGACGGCGAGUUCUUGGAGGCGGUGUGUGACCGAUGCAGCUUCACCAACCUCAAGACCAGCUACGAGAAGACCAAAGCGGACUUUGGGCCCGGAGAGACGCCCCUCAACUAUACAUUUAGGAAAGGCCAGAUCGGCGACUGGAAGAACUGGUUCACGGUGGCAGAGAGCGAGGCGUUUGACGGCGUCGUGCACGAGAACCUCGGUCAACUUGGACUUGACUUUGUGUACACGUAGAGAUUGCUCAUUUACACGUCUGUGUUCAUGCUAAGUAGACGGACAGUGCUCAACUUCGGGUUGUUUACCAACCACAUACAUGCUAUACAAUGUACGUUUAGCGGUGUGUGUGUGUUUGUCAAAGCUAGCGCACUGACCUCGAAAUAUUUUUGUUUCAUUUGUAUUAUCGGUCAACCAAAUACUUUUGCUUUCAAUAAAAUACAACAAAAA
This is a messenger RNA of Mya arenaria, 1270 nucleotides long. RefSeq names its product sulfotransferase 1C2-like. Gene Ontology annotation, molecular function: sulfotransferase activity. The transcript has 7 exons. The record is from RefSeq and is a predicted model, not a curated record. Gene Ontology annotation, cellular component: cytoplasm. Gene Ontology annotation, biological process: sulfation. NCBI's taxonomy places the organism in Eukaryota, Metazoa, Mollusca, Bivalvia, Myida, Myidae. The coding region runs from base 170 to 1060 and encodes 296 amino acids.